AUGAUGGAUGGUUUAAGUUAUGAUGAGAAGCUGUAUUCUGGAUCAUCGACUCCAGUGAUGAAAGCAAUUAAAGAAGAAGAUAUAUCAGCUUCUCCUGAAAAAUUAUAUAAUACACCACCAUCUAAAGAUCCUAAUAAGUCAUUCACAUCGAUUAACGAGGAUAUUCCUGUUCAACCGAGGCCACUUUUCACAUCGCCUACAUACUCUAGGCCAAACUCAGCCUUUUACGCAUCCAAAGAGGGGAAUAACUCAAGUUCUAGUAUAAUAUACAAUCCAACAUUUACAUUUGGAGAUACUGAAACAGCUGGUUCUGUAGCAAUAUCAGCAUCCGAAACACCAAAAAAUGGCAAUAUAUUCAAUCCUGGGACCGUAACGCCGCCACGUCAGCCAUGUUCACCUGCAACCUUAGGGGAAGAGCGAAGACAAUCAUUAAAGUAUAUACCAAAUCCACAAUUAGCUCCUCCAACAUCUAGGUCAAGAUCUCCUGUCAGAUCUCAUUCUCCAGACCAUACUAGCACUAGAAAUAAAAGAAGCUCAUUAAUAUUCGAAACGCCGUUUACUUUAGGUUCGGCAGGUACUACUAACCAAAACACACCACCAUCUUCAGCAACUAGGACAUCAUUUCGUAAAGGUCAUAGGUACAAGCAUUCCUCGGUAUCUAUGAAUUUCUUUCAAGAACCUGAAAUUAAAAUUCCAUUGAAUAUAGCUAAAUCGUUACCAAUUCCAGAUUUCCAUGAUUUGAUGCAAAACCUUGUUUGGCCAAAAGCCCAUUUUCAAUUUCUUUUGACAAUACUUCAAAUAAUACUUUGCUUGGCAAUAUUUCAAUUAGGUCACUCUAAAGAAUGGACUAAUUUUACGACUCUAUCACAUUUCAUUACAUAUGAUAUUCUUGGUUCAGUUGCUAUAAUUUUAGUGGAAAAUCUAUCUCAGUUUGAGGUAUGGUCAACAGGAACAUUAACCUUUCCAUUAGGCUUAAAUAGAAUUGAUGUUCUUAUAAGUUUUGCAUUGGCUGUAUCAUUAUGUUUUGUUGGACUAGAUCUAUUAUUCCAUAUUGCUGAAGAAUUUAUCGUGUCAUUGGUUGAGUCUAAUAAUCAUGAAGAAAUAGCAACUAAUAUCCCACACUCUCACCACUCCAAGUCUGGUUCUACAUUAUCUCUAUUUUCAAGUCCGAAUGAUUUUAAAUUAUGGUACGUUACGUUAUUCAUUAACCUGAUAUUGUCCAGUUUGACAUUGUACAAAAUCUUUUAUACUAAUAAAAACUCUAGAUUGAAAACGAAAAAUCCAAUUAUUACGAUCACCUAUACGAUAUAUUUGUUUUUUUAUCCAAUUUUCAAUACAUUAUCAGGUGCAUGCGAUUAUAUCAGUAUAUUUGUAUUAGCAAUUUUUAUUUUGGCUCAUGGACUGACAAUUGCUCAAUGGACCUCAACAAUUAUAUUAAUGGGAUUUUCUACUACUGCCUUACCUGCAUCUACUCUAUUGCAUGAUCCUAGAAAUGAUAAGAUAAAACAUGAACAGGAAUCUGAACAAAAAAUUACUACUAUUGUUAGAAAUAAAUCGAUUAAUAGUUUACCUGUGGCCAUUAAAAAAAAGAGUAAGACUGGCCAAUUAUCUAACUUAAAAUUAAAUAAUAGUAAUAAUAAUAAUAUCAGCACUACAGGUAGAUUUUCAUCAUUUUCGUUUUGGAGAAAGCAACUCUCAAGCAAUGAAGAAUGUUCUAUCUUAAAAUCUGUAUUAAAGGACCAAAUUGAAAGCAUCCAAGAUUUUCAAAACAAAUGUUAUAUUGAUUACGACAGAAUGAUGAUAUGCAAAGUUAAUUUUGAUUUAUAUAUUGUGUUGAUCAAGCUAGCAUUAAGUGGUGGCUCAAAUGAAGAUGAAUUAAAAUUAAGAUUAGCAAUCGAAAAAUUAAUUAAUAAGCUGCUGACACUUCUGAGACAACAAUAG
Molecule: messenger RNA, 1941 nt
Organism: Henningerozyma blattae CBS 6284
Lineage: Eukaryota; Fungi; Ascomycota; Saccharomycetes; Saccharomycetales; Saccharomycetaceae
Gene: ZRG17
Product: Zn(2+) transporter ZRG17
Exons: 1
Coding region: 1-1941 (646 amino acids)
Source: RefSeq, a predicted model, not a curated record